ACCGUUUUGGAGACUCGGUUGCCAAAGAAGAAAAAAAAAAAAAAAGGGUGACACCUAUUACUACAAUAUAGGGGUGACACUGACAAACAGCAGACAACACUGUACUGUCUGAUCUGGAUCUGUCUAUUGUCUAACUUUAACUGAUACUGAUUUGAUACUGAUACUGAUACUAUCUCGUCGGAAUGCCAUUGCCGGACGGAAAGGAAUGAAAACUUCAGAGAUUUUAUAGUAGAGAUAGUAAGUGAAAGAUAUCAUAUUGUACAAAGAUUACAAUAUAAUAAAUAAAUUGAAAAAAGAAGAAUUCGUUUAAUCAAAUCAAUAUGUUUAUUAGGAAACCAUAUCAAGUAUUCUUAGCAAGUUCACUACGAUCAAUUAAUUAUGCAACUAAAAGCCCUAAACCGGAAAUACCAAAGAAUCCAUUAGCAUCUGUAUAUUCUGCUACAAAUCAGAAGGAUAAUGGUGUAGUAUAUGACAAAAAACCAUUCAAGCUGACUCUAGAGGCAGGCAAGACAUACCACUGGUGCUUAUGUGGGCGCUCUAAGUCUCAACCAUUAUGUGAUGGGACCCACAAGGAUAUCUAUCUUAAGAUCUCUCAGAGGCCCGUCAGGUUCACUGUGGAAAAAACUAAAGAUUACUGGCUGUGCAACUGUAAACAAACAAAAAAUCGACCGUUCUGUGAUGGAGCACACAAACAAAAGGAUGUCCAGGAGGCUGGUACAGUCAGACUGUAAACUGACAAUCAAGCAUAAAGUAGUUGUUAUAUUGUCAAAUUCGUUAAUUGAUCUAGCAAAUUAAUUUAGCUCCCAGUUGUUUUUUGCUAAUAAUUUAAGUAAUAAAUCAAAGUUUUUGAACAACCUGA
Molecule: messenger RNA, 859 nt
Organism: Spodoptera litura
Lineage: Eukaryota; Metazoa; Arthropoda; Insecta; Lepidoptera; Noctuidae
Cellular component (GO): mitochondrion
Molecular function (GO): 2 iron, 2 sulfur cluster binding
Source: RefSeq, a predicted model, not a curated record